AUGCUUCUCAAAUGCACCGUUUUAUUCUUAUCCGUAUGCCUCGUGGGGUGCCUUCCACCACCACACCCGGCCGUGGUGGCUGUGAGACAGUCUGAAGAACUUCUUCCACCACAUUUGAGGAGCCCUGCGUUAAGAAAUCCCCAUUUACAAGAAAUACUUCCGCUGACAAGUUUGCUUCAUCAUGGAGAAAAUGUGGUAUUCGAACGAGAAGCAGACAACGUAUCACGAAGCGAGAUCUACAAAAUACUUACGCACGCCGGUUUUCUAAGAAGACAAAACUAUUUAAAACAAUAUAAACCAGAAUACUUUGGUAACUACCCUCCUAGCCAUGACUCUUCAUUCUUACUUAACCCUGAAGUUCUACAAUAUUUAUAA
This is a messenger RNA of Pieris macdunnoughi, 375 nucleotides long. Lineage: Eukaryota; Metazoa; Arthropoda; Insecta; Lepidoptera; Pieridae. The record is from the annotation of a GenBank genome assembly.